UCAGAGCGGGUCAGCGGGCGCGGCGCUGCAAUGGAGCGGCGAGCGGCAGCCGCCAGGAGGGGAGGAAGAGGAGGAGGAAGGGAGAGAUUAGCGCGGUGCCGGCUGGCGCAGAGGCGCGGCUGAGCGCACCAGCGGGAGCCCGGGGCCCUGCGGACCGUGCGAGAGGCAGAGGCGGAAGGAGUGGAGAUGCGGCCGCUCUCCCCGCGUAGCUGAAACUCUCGGUGACCCGCCCGGGGGAGGGAGGCCGGGAAGGUCCGUCCUUCUCACUGCUCUGCAGGCGCAAAGGGUGCCUGUGCAGUCCCCUCCUCUUGGUUUUAUCCAGCCCCGGAGCUGAAGCCGCCGCCGCCGCCGCCGCCGCCCCCUAUCCCUUCCUGCGCUCUUCCCACCAUGAGCGGGGCUGUUUUCACCUUAUAAAGAUGGCGGUGUGGGAUCGCUGCAAUCUUUAGACUAAUGACUGUCAGAAACAUCGCCUCCAUCUGUAAUAUGGUUCUUCAAGAGCAGCUACACGCAAUUGCCAACUUCCCUCCAUGUGGUGCCCCAGCAUGCCUUGUGCUGGUGAUGCCACACAUAGCAUUCAUCUGCCCUGGAGAAUGGAGCCUACCUCUAGGGGCACCAAUGCCUCUGCUCUGGAAAAAGACAUUGGCCCAGAGCAGUUUCCAAUCAAUGAACACUACUUCGGAUUGGUUAAUUUUGGGAACACCUGCUACUGUAACUCUGUGCUGCAGGCAUUGUAUUUUUGCCGGCCAUUUCGGGAAAAUGUGUUAUCAUACAAGGCCCAACAGAAAAAGAAGGAAAAUCUCUUGACUUGCCUGGCCGAUCUUUUCCACAGUAUUGCUACUCAGAAGAAAAAAGUUGGAGUUAUUCCACCAAAGAAGUUCAUAUCAAGGUUACGAAAAGAGAACGAUCUCUUUGACAACUACAUGCAGCAGGAUGCACAUGAAUUCUUAAAUUACCUGCUCAACACCAUUGCAGACAUUUUGCAGGAGGAGAAGAAGCAGGAAAAGCAAAAUGGGAAACUGAAAAAUGGCAACAUGAAUGAAGCUGAAGAAAACAAUAAACAAGAACUCACCUGGGUGCAUGAGAUUUUUCAGGGAACACUGACUAACGAAACUAGAUGUUUGAACUGUGAAACCGUUAGUAGCAAAGAUGAAGAUUUUCUUGACCUUUCUGUUGAUGUGGAGCAGAACACAUCGAUUACACACUGUCUAAGAGACUUCAGUAACACAGAGACAUUAUGUAGUGAACAGAAGUACUACUGUGAAACUUGCUGCAGUAAACAAGAGGCACAGAAGAGGAUGAGAGUAAAAAAACUGCCAAUGAUUCUUGCCUUACACCUCAAGAGAUUCAAGUAUAUGGAACAGUUGCACAGGUAUACUAAGCUGUCUUAUCGUGUAGUGUUUCCUCUGGAGUUACGUCUCUUCAACACAUCUGGCGACGCCGUCAACCUAGAUCGGAUGUACGACUUGGUAGCUGUUGUUGUUCACUGUGGAAGUGGACCGAAUCGGGGACAUUAUAUUACUAUUGUGAAAAGUCAUGGAUUUUGGCUCUUGUUUGAUGAUGACAUUGUGGAGAAAAUAGAUGCUCAAGCUAUUGAAGAAUUCUAUGGUCUGACCUCUGAUAUAUCAAAAAAUUCGGAGUCUGGCUAUAUUUUAUUCUAUCAGUCAAGAGAGUGACUUGGCAAACUGUGAUAAUUGUGCACAAAGAUGCUGCACACAAAUGAAGGUGAUGGCUCCCCUGAACUGACUUUUACACAGACCACAUCUGGAAUGGUUGAACAACGAUACACUCUGUCUCCUACUAAAUGGGCUAUGUGAUAUUG
Empidonax traillii (willow flycatcher) is the source of this 1819-nucleotide messenger RNA. RefSeq names its product ubiquitin carboxyl-terminal hydrolase 46. The coding region runs from base 528 to 1673 and encodes 381 amino acids. Lineage: Eukaryota; Metazoa; Chordata; Aves; Passeriformes; Tyrannidae. The record is from RefSeq and is a predicted model, not a curated record. Gene Ontology annotation, biological process: protein deubiquitination. Gene Ontology annotation, molecular function: cysteine-type endopeptidase activity; cysteine-type deubiquitinase activity. The transcript is spliced from 10 exons. Gene Ontology annotation, cellular component: nucleus; cytosol.